AUGCUCCAUCAUCUGAGUCUGGUGAUAAGGUGCCCGCUGCCAGCUGGGAAGACGAGGUGGAGGAAUGAGAAGUUGCCCGCCAACCUGCUCUCCAGUCCAGCCACGCAGCGGCAGGCAGUGCAAAGGCAUCACAGGGCAGCGCAGGGCACAGGAACACCCACUGAGCCCAUGCUGGCCUGGAAGUAACGCUUCACUGAGGCUUCCAACAGAACACAGCAGCAAAACAGAACACAGAGACAGAGUGUAGGGGUGGAAUACCAACUAGUUCCACAGUGGUGGCGAGUAUUGAACUUUACUUAACAAAACAAACACUGUCUUGUACUUUGGUCUGUUGUGUUUCCACAGUGUCUCUCUCUUCUGCCAAAUAGAUUAUUGCCAAAUAACCUUUCAGAGGUUGAAGAGUUUUAGGCUGAAGUCAGGUGGAUAAGAGAGCUCAACACAGGAGGUUGGUGGUACCUUAAUUGGGGAGGACAGGCUCGUGGUAAUGGCUGGAGUGGAAUUAGUAGAAUGGUAUCAAAUACAUCAAACAGAUGGUUUCCAUGUGUUUCAUGCCAUUCCAUUUACUCCGUUCCAGCCAUUAUUAUGAGUCGUCCUUCCUCAGCAUCCUCCUGUGGAGCUCAAUGUAUGUAUGCUAUCACAUCUGUUGGCCCCUACUGGAUGUUUCUCUCACGUCAGUCUAGUUGGCAGACUCAGCCCAUCCUUAGAUUGCUUUUUCUUCAGUCACACCGCCUAAGUGUUUCAGAUGCAGCCUGCCUUCAGUGUCUACAAUGUCCCACAGCCUGCAUACAAAAGAAUACAGCCGUGCCAUGAAUAGAGGAGCUUGUCUCUUAAAUCCCUUCACAUGGAACCAGAGGCAGAGCUGCUGCUAUACUUGAGCCCUCCACCGCUACAGCUGACAGUACCUUAGCUCAGAUUGGGCAUUGACGCCAGGGAGUAAUCUGACAAUUUGUCUCAUCUCAUGUUCCUGAACAUGCAGGGAUCUGUGGACUUCUCCUGUCACCAAGAAAUUCUGAUGACAAAAUCCCUAAAAUCCUAUUUAUGUCAGCUGGAUGCUUUAGCAGGAGCCAGUCAUUCUGUGAUUACAUAAAAACAGAGAACACCCGGUCUCUUUCAACAGCCCUGUGGAUAAAGAACAGGGUAUCACAGUUUAGGAUUAUUAUAAAUGUAACUAGCAGUUACAUUAUCUAUGUCCGCAGUGUUGGUAUCAGCAGUGCAGUUAAAUGAAAAUGCUGGCAUCUAGUGGUAAAGAGAUGAAUAAAUUAUAUGAACAAGAUAGAACGUUCAUUAUUAUUUGACUAUUGUUAAUAACACUGGCUUCUCAUUGAUGUGAGUGAAUAAAAUGUAAUCACAUUUUCGUAUUUUUCAAGUAAAAUAUGUUGCACACUAACGUUCAUAAUAAGUCAGCAAAUUAUAGUUCAAGUAUACUAUAGGCAGCCAUGAAAAAUGUGUGAACUAUAUACUAUAUACUAUCACUUACACUAGACUGCGGCUCCUUUUUUGUGCAGAUAACCUUUUAAUGGUCAUGCUUGUCACCUCCCUUCGCAACGUGUCAACAUGGUGCCUAGAUUUCCAACAAACAAAAAGUAGGAUAAGGCAAGAACCAAAUAUGCCGAAAAAACAUGAGGCCUACAAACACAAAACUAAGUAAGUAGCUGUGUGACUUUCGUUAUAAGAACAAACGCAAAAAAUAAGUAAGUAGCUUUUGAAGAACAAUUUCGGAAAACACCUGUUAUAUUUCUCGGGCGACAGCAUUACCGCCAGCAUAAAAUAAUUAAGGGAGCUGUUCGUCACUUCAGAAAAAAAUACGUUUUUAUGCAUUGUCAACAAUGCUACACGUUGCAAAAAUAAACCAAUUGAUUUGACACAUGUAGUCAUUUCACUUGAAAACAUUGUAACAACACAUCUUGACAGUAAAAUCACAGUAGGCCUACUUUAAUUCCAACAGGGGGCGUUGUAACACAAUAUGUUGAUAUACACUGAGUAUACAAAACAGAACACCUGAUAUUUUCAUGACAGGCUGACCAGGUGUAAACUAUAAUCCCUUAUUGAUGUCACUUGUUAAAUCCAAAUACAUGUCCUCAACGAUGGUAGGCAGAUGAGAUCAGGUGGGACCAUUCUAGCCAAUGAGAGGGCAGAUACGCAUUUGAAUAACUUUUCUAUGAUAGUGUGCUUGAGUUUGUGUGUGUAUGUAUGUGUAUAUAUAUAUAUAUAUAUAUAUAUAUAUAUAUAUAUAUAUAUAUAUAUAUAUAUAUAAACCAUAUACACUUGAGGGUAUACUGGUAUAUCACUGUGGGUAAUCAAUGAUGUGUUAUGUAGUUCACUACUGAUGCUGUGUGAAUGUGCCCUGACAUUCUUACUUCAUACCAGAAUGACUGAAACAAGCAUUUUUCAUGGAGGCCUAAGUGGUUUCAUUUGUAGAUUCUCUUGUGUUGGUGCUUCUCUUUUAUCAGUAAUCAGAUCAGGUCAUAUUUUUCUUCCUCUAAACCAGAUUAAGUAAAUGUAUAGCAAUGAUUCACACACAGAUUACCUGCCUGCUAUUUGGGUGAACAAUGUGCCUUGGGGGGCUGUCAUCAAUCCAAAGAGAAACUCCAGGGAGGGGUAAUCCUUUGGGUCCCCUGUGAAAUGAACGCAAAGUAUAUGUUUCAGUUGUCUCAGAGGAGAGGUGUUUGUGAAAGGGAAACAUGUAAACAAUUGGAUACUUUGAUGAUCUCAGACUAUCUUUUUGGCAUUACAUAACAUUACAUUUACAUUUUAGUAAUUUAGCAGACGCUCUUAUCCAGAGCGACUUACAGUUAGUGAGUGCAUACAUUUUUUUAUAUAUUUUUUUUAUACUGGAAUCGAACCCACAACCCUGGCAUUACAAAUGCCAUGCUCUACCAACUGAGCUACAUCCCUGCCGGCCAUUCCCUCCCCUACCCUGGACGACGCUGGGCCAACAUUAGACAGUAUGCAUUACAUAUUAUAGAUUGUCAUACAUUGGGGUAAAAAGUUUAAUAGGUUAGAGGUUAUGAGGCGAUGUUUUCUAUGGAGGACUGGUAAAAAUGUUCCAGGAGAUAACGUAAAAGUUAUGGCCUGACCAUUCUGUAUCCAGUAUAACAGCCAGUUGAUCUUUUAGUCUAGUAACGUCUGUAUUGCUGUUGGUAUCCGCUGGUGCUUUAUUGCUUCUGAGCAGAGAUAUUGCUGUUUUACUCUUGCUCAGUUUCCUGACUGGACACUGCAUUGCAGGGCUGACUCAUAUAGUUCAAAGUUAUUAGUCUUCCAUCUGCUGUUGCUCACCACCCCUCAUACCCCACUCACGGCCCGCGGUCUGUGGGACUCAUAGGUGCCCUCUGCCCCAGGCCUGGUCUGGAUAUCUGCUGGGAGGGUUAGGUCUACAGUGAGCUGCACCCCAGACCCAGAGCUGACGUGCCCCCCUGAGGAGUUCUACACCGGGCACCCCAGUCUCCAGAUGGAAUUUCCUGUGUCUGGGGGGGGGGGGGCUGCCUUCUCCAACCCCACCCCAGCAGAGCUCUCUCUCUCAGGGCAGGGACUGAAAGGAAAACUGGGAGAGCAGUAACCAGCACACUCAGGCUCUUGGUGUUUAACUAGUCACCACUAUGUUGUUUCCUGCCCUCAUUGUUUUAGAUAGGGAGGAAGGAUGAGACAUCGCAAACCCUGGUUUGCCCUUUGUCAAUCUUCAUUUCCCAUUAUGUCAGUCUUCAUUUCCCGUUCUAUUUCGCUCAAUGUCGAGUCUGUAUCUAAAUGAAAAGGUUUGUUGAAUCACAACUCUGUCAUUGUACUGUAAAAAGGAAAUAUUUUGGAACCACCGUAACUCAUUUCUGUCUGUCUUCAGAGCCCAGAGUGAGACACUGAAGACCAGCACUGAGCCCACCACAGAUCCAAACACAGAGCCCAGUACUGCCUCAUGCCCUGGAAAACUGAUCAACCAGGGCAUAAAGAAGAGGGCUAUUAUACUGACCAAAGAUGAGAAGAACAUGGUAUGGUGCAACAUAUAAUACUCAAAUAUACAUCAUGAGCCUUAUACAUAAUGCGUAGUAGCAUUGUGAGGACUCUCAAAUGCACCUUGUGAGAACCUAGCCUGAACGUGUUAUGCAACAUAGCACUGUGAUAAUGGUUUUGUGUUUCAUCCCCUAAGGCCGCCUUAGAGAGAACCUGCCAGGCCUUUAGGUUCGACCAGGCGGAGUAUGAGCGGUUCCUGGAUCACAUGACUCUCUGGCUCCAGGAGUACCAGGACCAGGCAGUGGAGCUGUUCAGCCUGUGUGACACAGACAGCACUGGUACCAUCGGCCCCGAGGACUGUGAGCUGGGUAAUCCAUCCCUACUCUAGUCUGUUACACCCUCAUUCCCAGCCAAAUGAACCAAUAUCAGCUGGGAAAUCUGUCUCAAAGCUUUCAUCUGGGGCUCAUGGCUGCAAUUAAGGUAUGUCAAAGGAUUACCUCAUAAUGAGUCCAAAUACUAUUUUCAAUGCUAGAAGUUCACUCUAGCAUGUUUCAGUGAGUUCCAUUUGGAAAUGUUGCGAUGAUUCUUUCCACUGUAGACCCCUUGAAAAGUUAAGUCAAAUGUAACUGGCUCUCAGCUCCUUUAAAUGUAACAUAAAUAAAACCACUGGGGAAAGCAAUUACAAACCGUUUUAUGAGACUCCUGAGUCAGUCCUAUCUCAAUGCCACUGACUGUGUGGGUUUUUAUUGAAGAUAUAUAAGUGCUUAUGGUCAAUGUUCUGAUUCAGACUGCUUAGAAUGCAAGCACUUGUUCAUUUCCUGGAGAGCUUGUAAGUGGCCCUCUCACCUCCCACAGAUAACAGCUCGUCCUGGGAAACAAAAACAGAACAAUGUUCCUUUUGUCCUUCAGGCCCCAGACAUUGAGUAUACUGUACAUUAGUUCAGAAGAAAAUAUUAAUCCUUCAGAAAGUUGGAGCCAAGGAGAACCAAGGAGCACAGUCAGCCUUAAAUCCAGCAUUCAGGCCUCUUUUAUUUUAUUUUAUUUAACCUUUAUUUAACUCUUGGCUAAUGCCUCUGUGGAUAGAGCCAUUUAAUGGUUGAUUCACUGGAGCGAUAGCAUCAUCAUUGAUCUAAGAAUCACUGUCUGGAGAGAUGGCACUUUAUAAUGGACCUAUAAUAACUACAAUCCUGCCUUUUCCAUUUCUUCGUCUUUUCAAUGUCACAUUCAAUGUCUAUUCCACGUUGGUUCAACGUCAUUUAAUUGACAUGACGUCGAAACAACGUUGAUUCAACCAGCAUGUGCCCAGUGGGUUGUGUACAAGUCAUCACAAAAUCAUUUUAGGAGACCAAUAACUCAACUCCUUUUGUGGGGUUAGGACAAUUUCUGUAGAAUGUCUCUGGUGUAAAAAGUUAAAAUUCAAAAUCCCUUACAUCCUUAGGUAUGACAGAAUUGGGAAUUCUGUGUCUGCAAUUUCAGCUGUAUCUGCUGUCUCAGCUACUGAGGAGAGGCAACGAUGUGGAGAUCGAUUACAGGGACAUGAGCAACCAACUACAUAGAGUAAGGUAUAGCAAAAUCAGGAUUCUAGUGUGGAUGUUUGAACAUGUUUCUAUUGGUUUCUAUGAAUGUUUUAUCAUUCUAUUUGAAAGAGUGGAGGGUAAGGAUGAGGGAGAGGAGGAUGCUGUUCCCUGUUGUUUGGAGAUCAGUAGAGAGAAGCUACAGCCCUGCCCUAACUGUCAGCCCACCACCUCCUGAGACAUGUAAGACAUGCACAUACAGUACAUACUGCAGAAACAAGCACUCAGACAUACAGUAUCUAUACACACAGAAAUACUCAUGCUACAGUACAUCACCCAGACAGGUUAACUUUUUUUUUUUAAAUCCCACACUCAAAUUAACUCCCAUUGAAAAUACAUGUCAGCUAUUUAUGUUUAUGCUGAGUACGGAGGAGCCCAUCCAGGGAGCUUUGAGGUGGUUUCCCCAGCAGAACCAGGGUGUCCAGCCUGAUCAGGGUGAUCGAGGAGCGGGUUGGGAUCCAGACCACCAGCCUGCAGGUGUUCAGAACCAGAGUUCCCUCCCAGGAGUCCUUCCUACCACCAGACAGCUCUCUGGGGGAGUGUGGCUUCUCUGGAGGCCCAGAGGACUCACCCAGCCAGGCUUCACUGUUCUAUGACUACAGGCUAGAGUUCACUGACUGCCCCAUCCUCAACUGUGACCACUACUUUGAUUGUAAGCAACCUCAGAUUGGGGAGGACUACUUUGCAUCAAGGCCUAUGUAG
This is a messenger RNA of Coregonus sp. 'balchen', 6215 nucleotides long. The record is from the annotation of a GenBank genome assembly. Lineage: Eukaryota; Metazoa; Chordata; Actinopteri; Salmoniformes; Salmonidae.